CACACCGUGAGAGACGUGAAGCAUUACAAACAUUUCUGAGCUCAGUGAGGAUAGCCGCAUUGUUGCUCUUUGCAAUAAUCCUCCAAAUGUGGGACUCCAAAUGUGUUGAAGAUGGAAUUUGCUUGUAAAUAUGUUUAUGUGCCUCCGUCACUGACUGUCCUGCAACCCAACACUAACGGGAAACGCUCAGCUCUCCUCCCUCCUGUUACCUGGGUUCGUCCUCUUUAUGCCCCUCCUCCACCUCCAGCAGAUUCUGCAAAAGCCACUAAAGAAGAGGAACCCCACAUUUAUGAAACCAAGAUCGACUUUUUUGAAAAGAAUGAAGAGGCGAAGGCCACGAAGUCCACGUUCCACUAUGAAAAUUCUGAAUUUCUAAAGAAAUCAGAGGCACCUUCUUCCAAAAGUGUUUUUUAUCUGCCGACACCAGUUCAUCAAAAGCCAGCAGCCCUUCUUCCACCACAUAAGAAACCUGCAGCAAAUACUGUUUUUUAUGUGAGUUCCAAYGACACCAACAACGAGUCGCUCAAAUGCGAUGAGCCGAAACAAGAACUGGAUCCAAGCUACAGCCGCAUCGUACCAGAAGGCUCAGGUGGAGAAGCGAAACUACCGGCUAAUGCUGAACCUGUGUCCACUUCAGAACUAAUACCAAUUUAUUUGGAGGUGUUGCCCUCAUCCAAUCUAUCCGCCUCAUGCUCUCAGUCAGUUCCUUCACCCACGCCAACUGCCCCAUCAUCUAUAUUUAAAGCGAAACAAAACAAGAAGCCACUGCCAGGAAAUCCCAAUGUGAUCCUUGUCAGUUUAGGAAAACUGCUCUCAGAGGAAAAAGUGCAAGUCAUACAAAGAAAUCCUGCCUCUUGCUCCAACUGUGGCUCGGUGUUGGACAGCUGCUGUGACAAUAAGACGAUUAAGGUGUGCUACUUCUGUCAGACCAAGGAUUCGACCAGUUCUGCUAAGCCAGCCAAGGGUUCUGGAAACAUUCACCGGGAUGAGGUCUUCCUGCUGAACCCUGGUGUACAGACCUCGUGUGCUGCGGAGACCCUGCUGAUCUUCUGCAUCGACACAUCAGGAUCCAUGAACUUCACAUCCGAUGUGCCAAAUAGAAAUAGUGACACAGCCAGGCUCCAGUUUGUCCAAGAAGCCGUACUACGUUGUGUCCAGAGACUGAGUGAACAACAACCUGACGUCCGGGUGGGACUCAUCACCUUCAGCUCUCAGGUGAUGAUACACGGGCAUGAGAAAUGUAACUCCCUCCUUCUGAGCGGCGAUGAGCUGAACGACAGCGAAUACUUGAAGGAGGCAGCAGCCGCUUUUCCCAGUCCACCUCCACUUUCACAAACCAAAGAAUACUUACAGAGACAAGUCAUGGGUUUAUCUGCAAAUGGACACACAGCUCUGGGUCCAGCUGCUCUCCUCGCAAUCACAAUGGCCUCCAGACAUCCAGGCUCAAAGGUGAUUAUCUGUACAGACGGGAAAGCCAACACUAAGCUGGGGAAUCUAGAGGUGGAAGACGACAUUUUCACCCUCCUCUCAUCCACCAUCUUCUACCAGGACCUGGGAGAGGCUGCUGCUAAUCAGGGCGUGACAGUGUCUGUGCUGUCCAUAGAAGGAACAGACUGCAGGCUGGAUGAGCUGGGACGACUCGCUGACCGCACCAGAGGGAAAGUGGUGACAGCCAAMCUCAACCGGCUGCACUCGGAGUUCGAAGAGAUAAUUCAGAACAGGACCAUCGCCACACACUGUGCAGUAACGUUGCUGCUGCCCAAAUCACUGCGAAUGAGGGGAGAGAAGGAGGCCGGACACARAGGGACCAGAGAGGUGGGGAACGUGGACCCAGAGACGGAGAUCACCAUGCAGUUUGGAGCCAAUGAGCGAGACGCAGAAGCGCCUGCAUUGAUUUCUGGCAGCCCAGUGUUCAUCCAGCUGCAGAUCAGGUACAUGAGGAACAAYGGCCAGAUGCUGCUGAGAGUGAUGACUGCAGAGCAAGACAUUAAUGAUGACAGCUCGGCGGUCCUGGCCUCCCUGUCCCUCGCCAUCCUCCAGCUCAACUCGCUGCAGGCCAGCGCCUCUCUGGCCGUCAGAGGCCGCCUCAUGGCCGCCAAGAAGGAGGGAGAGCUGCAGCAGAAGCUUAUCGAGAGGGCGAUAGAGUACAAUCGCAGUGCGGGGAACAAUCAGACAUCCAGCGACUGGCUGCCAACCAUAGAGCCGAUAUACAAGAACAUCCAGAACUUCACAAGGAACAGUUCUGUCAUUUCUGACACGCAGUCUCUAACGGAYGCCGGCGCGGCGCUGCUCUUCACCAUAAAGCACAGCAACAGGAAGUCCAUUUACCAGCAGCUCCCCAGAAGCAGCUCAAUUCAYUGGUGAUGAAGCUGAAUGCUGCAUUUGGGCCAUCGUUUUCUGUCUAAAUGAAAAUAUUUAAUGUAUAUAAAAAUUGUUUGUGUCAAAAAAUGGUGCGAAAGUACACAGUAUGGUUGUUUUUGCACUGAUCAAAACACAAAUAUAAAUUUAUCCAAUAUAAAGUGUCUCAACUAAUCUAUA
Molecule: messenger RNA, 2538 nt
Organism: Austrofundulus limnaeus
Lineage: Eukaryota; Metazoa; Chordata; Actinopteri; Cyprinodontiformes; Rivulidae
Product: circularly permutated Ras protein 1
Exons: 21
Coding region: 112-2364 (750 amino acids)
Biological process (GO): COPII-coated vesicle cargo loading
Cellular component (GO): COPII vesicle coat; endoplasmic reticulum exit site
Molecular function (GO): SNARE binding; zinc ion binding
Source: RefSeq, a predicted model, not a curated record